This is a messenger RNA of Plutella xylostella (diamondback moth), 4740 nucleotides long. RefSeq names its product CUE domain-containing protein 2. Lineage: Eukaryota; Metazoa; Arthropoda; Insecta; Lepidoptera; Plutellidae. The record is from RefSeq and is a predicted model, not a curated record.
UUAAAACGUCAAAAGUUGUUUAUAAAAAAAGUGCUGUAUUGAUUUUUCAUCGCAGGUCCCAGAUUUUCCUGUAAAAAGCUCCCUGAAGCGAGCUAUAGUGCGCUCCGGGCAGCUACCCUUGCUGGUUGCAUCCCCAAACACAGCUGCAUUACUGAAAACAUUAAUUAUUCCCUUCACUUUUACAGUUUCGGCUGACUGAAUAAAUUAGCUGUGAAUAAAUUAAACAUUUUCGUGUGUUUUACGUGAAUUUAUCGUGUUUUGUGUCGUGAUGAGCUCCAUAGCGCAACAGGAAUCGCUAGUGAAGGAGAGUUUAUUUCAAUUUAUCACAAGAAAUAUCCCAUCUGCCGAUUUAAAUGGCAUUGACGAUAUAGUCCUUUCUUAUGUGAUUUCUAUCCUGGAAGAAGCCUCGCAGGACCCAUGCUUUGAUGUAGAAGGGUUCAUAGAGAUGAUGGCAGCAUACGUGCCGGAGUUCGACCGCAUUGAGGCCGACCUGGUGCUGUCAUGGGUGCUGGAGCUGGAAGCCGAGCUGACUAGCCGCGGGGAGACUGACUCUCUGUCCCAUGACGACUCGGCUGGCAGCGACCGCAUCAGCCUGACGCUGCAGAGCCUCACGGAGAUGCUGCCGCCAGCCAACAAGGGCACCCGGUCACACUCCAACUCAUCCUCCUCAUCCGACGCGGCGGACUACCGGCGCCCUCUAGAGGACGACACGGACACGCUGUGGCACGAGCAGACGCGGGCGCUGGCCGACAUGUUCCCCAACACCGCCACCAUGGAGAUAAAGCACUGCAUCUCCAUAGCCCACGGCUCUCUCGAGCGGGCCGCCGCCACACUACUACACCGACGCGAGCAGGGCCAGGCGUUGUCGGCGGCCGCGCUGCACUGCGCCGCUCGAGCGCCCGAGAUCGACGACCGCGAGCUGAAGAGCCGGAUUAUUGCCCGUUAUUCCUACGUGGACAAGGAUGCCGAGACGAAGGAGCACAAGCCUCUGGCUCCCAAAAUCGAGCCAAAAAAGAUGGUUCGCUACCGAGACAACAAAAUAGUCUCGCUUAAGGGGGAGCGCUACACCGAGGUGCCCAAAUCGGGCGCCGACGAGGAAAACUUAAAGAAGCCCAAAAAACAGCACUGCCCUUAACCCAUACAAACGCGUCAGUUUCGUGAAAAAGCGGACGUAUCUCACUUUAUAUAUAUGUCCCUUUCUCUACUUAGUGGUCCCUUUCUGGCUUUAGACGCGAGGCCUGCUUGGCUCCUUGUUGGCAUCUGUCAUAGUCUAUGGUGCCUAGACUCUUUCCAAUGUUGCUUCCAAGGAGGCCUGGGUUUAAAGCCAUACUCCAUGGUAAUAAGUGUAUGUGGUAGGUACCUCUGUCUAAUCUAUGGACUGUGUAUGUGUAGUGUAGUGUUCCCGGCGCGACCUUACGUUUGUACUUUGAUUUCGUACCCGCUUUUUCCCGCGACUGAUUUUUGUACUAUUAAGUCACAAUUGCAUAGUGAAAACAUGGACUGUUUAAGUUAUAUAGUUAAGUUGACGUUAAUAUUAGUUUGCGUUUUAUUUAUUCUAAUCUUAACUGCUAGUCUUAAGUUGUACCGUCGAAAUGCGAACAGUAUUAAGUGCGUUCCUAUGGCAUCAGGUGUGUUAGUUCAUAGAAUUUUCACGGUGAAAAGUGUUCAAAAGUCUAAAAGAAUUGUAGGUAAAGAAAUGUGUGGUUGUAUGGAAUUGUGUGACGAUGCCAUAGUUAGUUCCGAACCAAUUUUGUGUGUGGACGCGUGGGGGGCUAAGACUGUUUCCAAUUAUUCGACUGAGCGGAACAGCAAAAGUGUAAGUCUUAGGCCCCGCGGCAGCCAUGUUGGAUUCCCCCUAGAUUUAAGUAUUGACUUCUGUCUUCAGCCUGUGAUUAUUAUUAAUUGUUACUAUUAUAAUUUUAUUACUAUUAUUGACAAUGUGAUUCCUAUAUUUUUAUUGUUUUUAUACACAUCUGUGAUUUUGAUGCCAUUGAAGUUUGUAGUUUUAAAUGACGGGUUUAUAAAAUCGUAUCGGUUAGUUUUAAGUAGUCAUCUUGUUUGUUUGUUUACAAUUAUUAUGAAUAAUAGUUUACGAGUCGAUACAAGUCGUUAAUAUUAAAUUCUAUCGUUUAAAUAAUGGAGGACCCUGUAAUUAUUUCAAUGAUGUAUCAAAUUAAAACAGGGUUGCCAGAUACAUACAAAAAACUUAUUUUUAUGAUUGUGAGUGAAGACAACAUAAUAAUGAAUUCUUAGAAAAAUUAAGGGGCCUGUUUUGCCCUAAAGUAACAUUUUUUCCUGACAAAUCAAUCGUAAUUGUAAUAAUUACAGGGAUCUUAUUAAAAUUGAAUGAACUAGGUCUCGAAUUUACUGAAUUCCGACAAACUCUGAUCUCAUAUAAUACUACUACGAAGACUAGAAUAAAAUACCUAUUUUUAUUUAUUUAUAUAUUUUCUGGUGUAUUCACAAUGUCCAAUUCUUAGGUGUAGGUAUGUAUCGAAUAAAAUCCUAAAUUUCAAUUGAUUUAUGAACUUUAUAGUAUGCCAUUUUACCAUAUUCAAUAAGGUUAGGUUUUGAUGUGUUAAGACAUCAGAAUCAAAUAAAAUACAAUUACAAAGAGUCUAACAUUGUUUUUGAGAACAAAUUACACCUAAGAAUUGGAUACAUUGACUGAAAAUACUUAGCCUCUCUAGCAUGAUCUGAUAUUCUUAUUUACAAAACAAAGUGUAAUAUUUUAAUCUGUAUAUUUUCGGAAUCUCAAACUUCAGAGAAAGUAUCGAAAUAUUUUAGCGACCAAUAAUUUUUGACAGUCAUAUAAAAAUUUAGCCAAGAUAUCGAUAUAGGUGCUAGGAAUAUAUGAGCACAUAUUUGUAAAAAUACAGUGAGUAAAAUACAUAGCUAGUAAAAUCAUACUGGUAUUAUAAAGUGGAAAGGUACCUAAAUUCAAUACAAUGCUUUAUGAGCCUGAAAAAAUGCAUUUUGAAAGUAGCAGUAAGAUUGUUAACUUUUAUGGCAGGUCGGAAAAAAUGCAGUAUUGAGUAUGAGUAUAUUUUUGUUUGCCUAAAUGUGGCUUAAGUGUAAUAAAUGACAUUAUGAAUUUACAACACUCACUGCAUUUUUAACAAGUGUUUGUUGGUUGCCAAAAUUCUUAGGUAAUAUUUAAAAAGGAAAUCUAAAUAUCAAAUGAUAUUUACAGCCCUUAGUAAAAUAAUCGUAUUGGUUGAUUAAAAUGUCUCAUAACCUUGUGGUAAAGAGUAUUUUACAUUGACGUUUGCCCUAACAUCCAACGUAAUUAUUAAUACUUUAAUACAGGCUCGAAUUUUAUCAGUGACUUUCGUAAAGCGGCCAUCGACCUGACCCCUUAGCAUGAAUUUUCAUCGUGAACGUGAAGUAAAAUUACUCGAUGAAUUUUGUAGGGAAAUUUUAGUUCUGCUACCGACCGCCAGGGGCGCUGUAUACAUUAAAACGCUCAUAUUUUAAAACAAAAUUUCUCGAUGAAUUCUACUACACGUUCACGAUGAAAAUUCAUGCUAAGGGGUCUGGCCGCUAGAACAAAACUUAUAAAAUUACAUCUGUAUAGGGCAACACUAUACUUUCCAUUUAUUAAAAACUGUUCUACUUGAUCUCACUGUAGAGGAUAGAAUCCUCGCAUUUAAAAAUAUCUUCUAUUGUUUAUUAAGUACUAUAGAUAAAAUUUAAUAUUGUAUUUAAUGAAAUAUACUUCGAGCGAAUUUUAUACAGAAAUGACAGUUUAUCUAUGACGUAUCGACACUUUUUGUUUUUUCAAGUUAUCUCUAUUUCUAAUUUACACUUUUCUGAAUACUUAUACUGAUUUCAAAAUAUUAUGAUUGUACUCUACAGGGUGUCUCAGUGAUAACACCUGAAGGCAAAGUAUAUCUUUAAUUCUUCAUGAGGCUUCUCUGUGGGCACCCUGUAUACACCGUGUAAAAAUUAGUUAUUGAACAACAAAAACUUACACUGUGUUUGUACUAGUCUUGUCCAUAUUAAAAAGACAUUUUAAGAUAAAAUUUACAUUAGAAUAAUUCGUCGAAAGCGCAAAAUCUAUUUAAUGGAAACUAGGUCAAAUCUUUUAUAAAUCAUUCAUAAAUUUGAACAUAGUAGAGUAAUUAUGGACAAGGUUAGACAUUCAUAAGUAAAACGUAUAUCAAACAUAUUGGCAUCAAAAUCACAGUUGCGUAAAGAAAAAUGGGGAUAGACGCGUAAAGAUGACAACAGAUGGCGCUACUCUCGAUAUACUCUCUUGUAAUUGGUUGUUUUAGCAGCCAUAUUGGAUGAUAGGAGAUUUUCUGACAGUUCAUAUAAUUCAAUCAUAGAUGGCGCUAGUAAAUCCUUGUAUGAACAUUAAUACUUAAUGGCGUUAGUAAAACCUUGUAUUGAGGUUCAUACAAUGUUUUACUAACGCCAUCUAUGAUUUAGUUCUUUUUUGAGCUGCCAGGAAAUCUAUUGAAUCAAAUGACGAAAGAAAACUUUUUUCUUUCCUCAUUAAUUGAAACCGAUGAUUGGUCGAGCUGUAUCGAAAGUGCUGCCUAAGUUUCGCAAAUCAACGUCCCCAUUGCAAAUACAUUCGUAUACCCGCAUUUAUAUUUUGUAUAAUUAAUUAUAUUUAAUUUAUGAGUAAUUUGUAUUUAGUUUUGAUAUUAUUAUUGUGUGUUUAACUGUUAGCGCGCACCUCAACCCCUCCUGUCGUGAUCAAUACAAUGUAUUGGAAUAUAUCAAAUAACA